AGCCUUCCCCUCCCACACACACUGGCAGCCACACAAAAGUGGCGGUGGUCUCGGCCUUGGUGUGCGCGGGGUCCGCAGAGGCUGCCUGCGCAGCCCUCCCCUCCAAGAGGAGUGUUUGUGGCUCCGCCCACUCCGGGUCGGAACUACGGUGGGCCUGGGAGGGGGCGUCGUGCCGAGUGCGCCAUAUCCCUCCGCCCCCUUCCCGACACCCUCGAGGCGAGCGGUGCCUGCCGCAUCCUGCGCAGCCCCUGUCCGCUGUGGUGCAGAGGCGUGGGGGCGGGACGCCACUUUGCCGUUCGGCUCGCGCGCCAAGCAGUGGGAGCGUGACAGACCUGGAGCUGCGCUGGAUAGAGCACAGCCGGGAGCCGACAGGGGACGAGGGGAGUCCGGCGAACCGGGCCCUGUACCUGGCCAGGCAAGUGGGGGUGUGUCGCGGGGACGGAGCAGUCACGCACCAAGGAUCUCGGGCCUGCAGACCCAAGACCCCAGACCCCUACCACACAUCCCUUCAUCCCCACGGCAUGGAAACCCCCGCAGCCUUGCGCCAAGGUCUGGCAUAUUCUGACAGGCCACAGUGAGCAUCUGUAGACCAGAGGCUUGAGAAAAGAAGAGCAGGAAAAUGGCCUGGAUUUCUGGAGGCUUGCUUUAAGACUGGCAGAUUCUGUAAGAAAGAGAAGGACUAGGAGCUGGUCUCAAAUCUCUGGACCUUGGACCCCCUGUGGUUGGCUGCAGUUCUUAACCUUGCUUCAACACAGAAAAGAGGGGAAAUUGCACCACAUCUGUGAAGAUCCACUUUCAGCUGCAGCUGUGGUGCUGCUGGAGUUGCUGCUGACCACCACCCUCAACAGUUCUGCAGACACCUAGGACUGGCCUAUCUUCACCCAGCUUGAUUUCGCCUCUUCUGACUGCAUCUGUAUUAUUGACUGAGACUGUGCUUGGGUAGGAGCCUCACUGACUGUUUGAUUGGCAAUCCACUCUAAUUCUUCUUUCCAGGCUCACAGCCCAGUUUACUAAAGAUCAGUGUGAAGAUCAGUCCUGUGACAGAUCUGUAGUGAAGGCUUACUCUUGUUGAGGGGUGUAUAUUGGGGUUUUGUUUAACUUAUACUAUGACUGGGGCAGAGAUUGAGCCUGGUGUCCAGGCCAAGACUGGAAAUAAGCCUGGGGAUGAGAAUAGCAAUGCUGCUGAGCGAGAGAAUGCCAUCCCUUUGGUGGUCCGACCCAAGGUUAGGACACAGUUAAUGCCUGGAGCAAGGCCUAAGAUGAAGUCUAAGGGUACAUCUGGAGCAAGAUCCAAAAGUGAACCCAGUACAGUAGGUGGGGCACAUGCUAAUGGCAAAACCAAGGCAAGCUCUAGUUCACGAUCCAAGAGUGAUGCUCAGGCUUGGGGUCAGAAUAAGUUUCGGGGCGAGUCCAUGUCAAAGAUGGGGAAACAAUGUCAGACCAAAGCUGUAGACUCUCCACUUGUCAGUGCUGAUUCUGGAGCGGUUCCUAAUGCUAAGUGCCUGUAUGUAGAUAGAGAAUCUGUUCAUAUGGACACUGAGAGAUUUCCAAAGAAGGCUACUUCUCAAGGAAGAUUCCAGCCUUCGUUUGGGUCAGAGGAGGUAACCAGUAUAGGGCCCUGGUACUGUCCCAGGCCUAUACCCAAAGAAGAGGUCUAUGAGAAUUCUGAUUUCAAAUGGGGAGACAAACCCUCUGGAGGUUCCUGGUUCUGGAAUAGAGAUGAAAUCAAUACAAGAUUUCGUCCUAGAAAAAGCAUGAAGGUGAGUAGCAGGUCCAGGCACAUGGCCAAACAAGAGGCAAAUACCAUGUCUAGGCACAAAAACAAACAAGAGUUCUAUAUUAUAUCUAGUUCUGAUUCUGAGGAUGAAUCUGUUAAGACAUCUUGGUUCUGGACCAAAGAAAAAACCAAUAUCUGGUCUAGGUCCAGGGAAGAGCCAAAUAAUAGGUCCUGGUUUAGAUCUAAGAAAGACGUCUGUAUGGAAUCCAGUUCUGAAUCUGAAUGUGAAAGUCGUAUGAAAUCCUGUUUCUGGUCUGGGGAAGAGGCCAAACCCAGGUCCAAACCGAGAGUCAGGAAAGGGGCCAAUGUGAGGGCUAGGCACCAGGCCAAGCGAGAUGCUUACAGUGAUGUCAUGUCCGGGGCUAUAGAUAUAAACCAAAAAGAGGCCUAUUUCUGGCCUGAAGAAAAAACUGGUACGUUUUUAAGGUCUAAGCCAAAGAAAGACACCAGAGUCAGGGCAAUGGCAAAGGAAGAAGUCAAAAGUAAGCCUGGGGCCAGUACCAAACAAGAAUCCAGGACAGAGGAGGAAGUCCUCAUUGGGUCCUGGUUCUGGGAUACGGAGGAGUCCAGUCCACAUGUGGAGGAUGAGACCAUUGUUGGAAAUUGGUUCUGGACUGAAGAAGCAAGUGCAGUCACUGGGGCCAGUCAUAAACCCAGACUAAGGGUUAAGGAGAAGCAAAUUGAUAGUUUCUGUUUGAGGACUGAGAAAAAAAUCAGUAUGGAGGUUGGGGCUAAGGCUGCUUCUAAGUCUAUGCUAGUAGCUAAUGAUGAUGAGGUCAUUGUUGGUUCCUGGUUCUGGGCUGAUGAUGAAGACAGCAAGUUACAGGCUGAGGAAGAGACCAUUUUUGGACCUUGGUUCUGGGGCAUUGGUGACAGCAAUGUGAGAUCUGUGGGAGUGACCUGUGAGUCCAUUUCAAGGUCUGAGGAGAAAAGCAUUACAGAUUCCUGGUUCUGGACUGGAGAAGUUAAUACUGAGAUUGAAGAGCAGACCAGGCCAGCAUCUGCAAAAGGGACAAUCUUUGUGCCCUGGUUUUGGUCUGAAAAGCAGGCUCAUAUGGAUUCAGGAACUGAAGCUUGCUGUGACAUCAUGGCAGGGGCUGAGGAGGAGGAGCCUAUAAUUGGGCCCUGGUUCUGGUCUAAAGUGGAUACUGGGGUAGAGGCUGAAGUUAACAGUAAGUCUAGUUUGGAGGAUGAGGAAGAGCCAAUUAUAUCUCCUUGGUUUGGGGCCAGAGAACAAGUCAGUAUGAAGUGUGCCAUUGGUGCCAGGUGCAAGCUUAUGGCAGAAGUUGAGGAUACCAGUAAAAGAUCAUGCUUCUGGGCAGAGCAGCAGCCUUGUAUGUAUCCUCUCAGAAGAGAAAGGCUGAAGCCUACACUGGGACAGGAUGAGGACACUGUUGAUUCUUGCCUCUGGUCCAGUAAUUAUACAAGGCCAGAGGCUCUUGUAGGGUCCUGGUUAUGGGCUGCAGAAGAGGGUAAUAUAGAUGAUGAGACUGGAGAAGAGAUCAAGAUACCAACCUUAAAGGACAGCAUGUUCAAGUCCUGGUUCUGGAAAGAAAACGAAGAAGCCAUUAUAAAGACUAUUGACAGAAAAGAGUCCAAGCCAGAAGCUGAAGAGGAAGACAUUAUUGGUUCUUGGUUCUGGGCUGGAGAAGAGGACAAGCAUAAGACACCCGGUGAGCUUAAAGAAGAGAACAAGAAGAUAGCAGCCAAAGAGGAAGCUUCUGUUGCAUCUUGGUUCUGGGGCAAGGAAGAGGCUGUUAGAGAGACUGGAGUUUGCAGCAAAUACAGUUUAAAAGCUGAUGAGGAAGCCAUUGUAGGGUCCUGGUUCUGGGAAGAAGAGACCAGUCUAGGGGCAAUGGGAAGGGACACUUUUGAGUCCAAUCAUGGAAUUAAGGAGGAGGAAGUCAUUGGCUCAUGGUUCUGGACUGAAGAAGCUAAUCUAGAGUCUGGGUCUCAGGCAGAUGAAAACAGGUCAGAGACUGAAGAUGAUGCAAUUUUUGAGGCCAUACUCUGGGCUGCAAAAAAUGACAAUAUAGAAGCAAGAGCACACUGUGUGUCCAAGCCAGAGGAUGAUGAUGAAAUGAUUGUUGAGUCCUGGUUCUGGUCUAGUGACAAAACCAUUGAAGAAUCUAAAACUGUGACUACCUGUGAGUCCAAGCCAGAAAAUGAGGAAGGGCUGGUGGUUGAGUUUGAGUCAGGAGUUAAAGAUGAGAUGAAUAGUACUGGCAGUGGAGAAAAUUGUGACUUGAGUACAGAAGCUGAAACCAUAGUGGGGUCCUGGUUCUGGGCAGGAGAUGAAGCUCAUUUUGAAUCAGAUCCUAUCCCUGUAUACAGGGCCAUUUGUGAGUCUACAUCUUCAACUGAGCAGGAACCCGAUCCUUCACGCAGACCUCAGAGCUGGGAUGAGGUCACUGUUCAGUUUAAGGCUGGUCCCUGGGGUAAGGCUGGCUUCCCAUUCAUAAACCCCUUUAGAUUUCCAAAAGAAACAGCAUCUCUGUUUGCUGAAAUGUUUGGGGGAAAGCUUAAACACAUGGGACUUGGUCCAGAUGGAGAAGGGCAACUACCUUUACGUCAUUCUGAAGAUGAGUUUCCAUUUCAGUAUGAUCCCUCUUACCGGUCAGUACAGGAAAUUCGAGAGCAUCUUAAGGCCAGAGAAAGUGCACAGUCUGAAAGCUGGUCCUGUAAGUGCAUACAGUGUGAUCUUAGAAUUGGUCCUGAGGAGUUUGAGGAGCUUCUUUUAUUAAUGGACAGAAAUCGAGACCCUUUUAUUCAUGAAAUAUCUAAAAUUGCAAUGGGUAUGAGAAGUGCUUCUCAAUUUACCCGAGAUUUCAUUAGAAAUUCAGGUGUUGUCUCACUUAUUGAAGCCUUACUUAAUUAUCCAUCCUCCCGAGUUAGGACACAGUUUUUGGAUAAUAUGGUUCGCAUGGCUCCACCUUAUCCAGAUCUAAACAUGAUUCAGACAUAUGUGUGUCAGGUGUGUGAGGAUACCCUUGAUUAUAACUUGAAUUCCUCUGAGCAGCUGGCAGGAUUAAUGAUGGUUAGACACCUCACUACUACUACUUCCUAUCAUGAACUGGUUGCUACUUACAUAACUGGGUUCCUAUACCUGCUGGCUACAGGCAAUGGCAAAACAAAGUUUCAUGUUCUGAAAAUGCUACUGAAUUUGUCUGAAAAUCUUGUCAUGACAAAAGUGCUACUUCGUGCUGAAGCAGUGUCUGAGUUUAUGGGCCUGCUUAACAAGAAAGAGAGAGAGGACAAUGUUCAGAUUGUUUUUGAGAUAUUUGAGAAUAUUGGUAACCAUCUCAAAAAAGAAGAAAUGUUCACUGAUGAUGAUGAUGAUGAUGAUGAUGAUGAUGAUUGCAAUUAUGAAGCACUUGUUUCUACAUUCCGUGAAUUUGAGAAAUUUGCUAAGAAAAUGCAGAACAAAACUGACAAUCAAAAUCACCCUGAAGCAGAGUAAGAAAAUUAAUAUGAUUAACUGUUUACCUCUGAAUGUCUCUGUGUUCUGAGUCAUAUGAUCCUCAAGUAAUGCUUUUGGUUUCACAGUUUGUGUUGUGUUUCAGUUUCAGUGUAUAUCUUUAAUGCUGAUACUAAUUUUAACCAACUCUGUGUAGACUGGAUCAUAUCUCUGAUGCCAAAUGAAUAUUACAACUGAAACACCUUGUCGAUACUUGUCUUGUUGGUUGUGAUAUUAGUAUGUAAGUUUACAGUGAACUGAGCCAUUGUAAAUAAGAUACCCUUCUAAGUGUUCUAAUGUGUAUCUAUUUGAGUCUUGUGUUUCAAUAAAGUUAUGUGUUGAAGGUAGCAGAAGUCGCCCAUUACCUCCUUUUUGAAAAUACAGAUGCAAAGAUGACAC
Messenger RNA from Nannospalax galili (Upper Galilee mountains blind mole rat), 5633 nucleotides. RefSeq names its product G protein-coupled receptor associated sorting protein 1 (gene Gprasp1). Bases 1107 to 5237 code for a protein of 1376 amino acids. The record is from RefSeq and is a predicted model, not a curated record. Lineage: Eukaryota; Metazoa; Chordata; Mammalia; Rodentia; Spalacidae. The transcript is spliced from 5 exons.